AUGAACAGACACAACUCGGGGCCGCGGACGCCGGCGGCAACAACGCGACAUGGCAGUUUUCUGGCAGGUCCGAAAACGCCCGGGUCGAAAGACAGGAUACAGGCCCGGCCGGCAACGGCCACGGGAAGCAGGAGCACGGAUUCUUUGAGUAGCAGCACACCUCUUCGACGACCCGGGCUUAAUCGGACGCCCGGCAGCUCGCCACAAUUGGCACGAAACGGGCAUCUGCGGCAUGGCAGCGUGGGGGCCAAGAGUGACGCAGAUGAGCUGGGGAAUGAAUCGGGUCAUUUGAGAAACGGUUCGGGUUACUUGAGAAACGGUUCGGGCCACUUGAGAAAGGAUCCGGUUGACUGGAGGAAAGCGUCAGCUGGGUUGAGAAAAGACUCAGCUGAGUUUGGAAAGGGUUCAGGUGACUUGAGACAUCGUUCAGGUGAUCUGAGACGUAAUUCAGGUGACUUGCGAAAAGAUACAGGUGACUUGAGAAAUCGUUCAGCCGACUUAGAAACUACAGCUGACCUUAGAAAUGUUUCAGCCGACUUCGCAAAAGGUUUAGGAGACUUGAGAAAAGAUACAACUGACUUGAGACAUGGUUCAGGAGACCUGAGAAAAGAUACAGCUGGCCUUAGAAAUGCUUCAGCCGACUUGAGAAAUGCUUCCGCCAACUCAAAAGGUUCAGCCGACUUGGUAAAAGAUACAGGCACCGCUUCCAGCAAUGGCUCACACGAAUACCCCCGAAGCGGCGCCGACCCAGCAGCCAGCCCCGCCACCGACAACGUGCUGAUGCAAAAACGCUUGGUGGAGCAGUUCUACAAAAUGGACGCCAAGAUCACGCCGCCCCGUGCGGUGUUUGGCGGCCCGUUGCCCGACCCCCGCCUGGCAGAUUACCCCCACGACGUGCCGCUACGCGUCAGUGGAAAUCGGGGCACGGCCAUGCCCCAAACAGGCAGUGCCGCCAGCGCUAGCGCCAUGGCCCUCCGGCCCUUUGAUGACGGAGCCUUGGCCCCGACCGGCUGUGUGGACUUGCUCCUCAACAUCGACAGCCGGCACGUGGAAUAUGAGCUUGGCCAGGCCAGCGCCAUGUUGGCCCACGGCGUCGCCUCGCUCGAGCCGACGCCGCGGUUUGCCGAGCCCGUGCCCAGCGGCCAGCAGCAGCUCUGGGAGCUUCAGCAGCACUUGCAAGGCAUGCAGGCGCGGGUCGAUGAAAUCUCCGCCCAGUUGGGCAAAACCGUCGCGGACGCCAAGACCGUGUACCACGAGCAGACGCGGCGCAGCAUGGCCAAGGUGGCCAAGUUGCGCGGGCUCUUGGCCGGCUUGGCGGCGCGUGUGGAUGCGGCCAAGACCAAGAUGGCCAGCAGCAGGCAAUUGUUGGACACGCACGUGGCGGACAAGAUUGCGGUUUUGGAGCUUGUGUCGCGGCGCUUUGAGGCGUACGACCUCCGCGUGCGCCAGCGCCGCGUGCGGUACUUGAUGGUGGCGCUGGCGCUGGCGGCGCUUUUGCUCGCGGCGUACAUGGCCGUGGGCGGCCCUGAGGGAGGAUAG
Messenger RNA from Metschnikowia bicuspidata var. bicuspidata NRRL YB-4993, 1539 nucleotides. RefSeq lists its product as uncharacterized. NCBI's taxonomy places the organism in Eukaryota, Fungi, Ascomycota, Pichiomycetes, Serinales, Metschnikowiaceae. The record is from RefSeq and is a predicted model, not a curated record. The transcript has a single exon. Bases 1 to 1539 code for a protein of 512 amino acids.